Molecule: messenger RNA, 513 nt
Organism: Pichia kudriavzevii
Lineage: Eukaryota; Fungi; Ascomycota; Pichiomycetes; Pichiales; Pichiaceae
Exons: 1
Coding region: 1-513 (170 amino acids)
Biological process (GO): intronic box C/D snoRNA processing; rRNA processing; nuclear-transcribed mRNA catabolic process, RNase MRP-dependent
Cellular component (GO): ribonuclease MRP complex; nucleolar ribonuclease P complex
Molecular function (GO): RNA binding
Source: RefSeq, a predicted model, not a curated record
AUGGCCAGGAGAGAAUCUAAAAAAACACAAAUCAUUAAGCAUGCACCAUUACGUCCUUAUGUGCACACAGAAUUGGACACAACAUUAUAUAUUAAGACAAAUACACCAUUUAUAUCAGCAAUCAAAAGAAUCGAGAAAAUGAUUUUGAAGUUUGAUGAUAUACCUAAUAAAAAGGGUACCUUAGUACGAAGGGGGAAUAUUAGUAAGAAAACUAAUUACAUCACUGUUAAAGGAAUGGGUAAAUCGAUAAACAAGGUAAUUAAUAUUGGAUUACAUUUUAAGUUUGAAGAAAACUUUCAAGUAGACAUAUUUACUAAAAGUGUUGGUGUAUUAGAUGAGUUUGUCCAAAUUGAAAAAACAGAGGAUCAAGAGCAAAUAAGAAAAAAGGAAAAUGGCAAUGAUGGUGAGAAAGAAGAAGAAGAAGAAGAAGAAGAAGAAGAAGAAGAAGAAGAAGAAGAAGAGCUGGUAAGAAAAAGAAACGUCGGUGCUGUAGAAGUUCGUGUUUAUUUAUAA